CCGUGCGUUUUGGCCAAACUGACCUACAAAAUUGUGCAGUUGAACUUGGCGUUGCUCGUCGAUAUCAACAAACGGAAAGUAGUGUUAUACGUCGCUAGCUUCCAUUCCGAGCAUCAGUCGGAUAACUCAAGAUGAGACGUCACCGCCCACAACUUGAUGUGUGAACCAUCAAUCUGUCCCAUACGUCGCAAUUCCAUUUAAUUUGUCACGCCAGGUGAAUCACAGUUAGGCCGAAUUGACCAAUGAGGCAUAACCAGUGGGAGAAAUUGUUCUGUUUCACUCUGUGACGCGGUUUGUUACGGCGACACAGAAAGUCUUUUAAAUCCUUUAAAAGUCGUAUGGCAGGACGGAACUUGGUUGACUCGGGAAGACUGACGCUGGAGACAGAAACGAAACCUAUGGACUUCCAAUUCCACAUUGCCUGCUAACUACAAUGGCGCAAUGGGGCCAGCUCCAGACGCUGGACGGCAAGUACCUGGAGCAGGUGGACCAGCUGUAUGACGACUCGUUCCCCAUGGACAUCCGUCAGUACCUGAGCAAGUGGAUCGAGAGCAUCGACUGGGACACCGUGGCCAUGCAGGACUCUCUGGCCACAGUUCGAUUCCACGACCUCCUGGCUCAGCUGGACGACCAGCACAGCCGCUUCGCCCUGGAGAACAACUUCCUGCUGCAGCACAACAUCCGCAAGAUCAAGAGGAACCUGCAGGAUCGGUUCCAGGAAGACCCGGUCCACAUGGCCAUGAUCAUCCAUAGAAAUCUGAGCGAGGAGCAGAAGAUCCUGGCCACUGCGAAGAGCGUGGAGCAGGACAGUGAGGGGGUGGUGUCGGCCAUGGUGGUGGAGAAACAGAAGCUGGACAAUAAAGUGAAGGAGAUGAAAGACAGAGUUCAGGUCGUGGAUCAGAACAUCAAGAACCUGGAAGAUCUGCAGGACGAGUACAACUUCAACAUCAACACCCUGAAGAACAGAGAGAAUGAAAUGAACGGUAUGACGCCAAAGGAGCUGGAGAAAGAGAAGAUGACUCUUGCGCGGAUGUGUUUUGAACUGAAAGCCAAACGACAGGACGUGGUGACCCAGCUGAGCGACCUGCUGAACUUCACGCAGGCGUUGCUGUCCGAACUGAUCUCCGAGGAGCUGCCCGAGUGGAAGCAGCGGCAGCAGAUCGCCUGCAUCGGCGGUCCGCCCAACGCCUGCGUGGACCAGCUGCAGAACUGGUUCACAGCAGUAGCAGAGUCUCUCCAGCAGGUUCGCCAGCACCUGAAGAAGCUGCAGGAGUUGGAGCAGAAGCUCACCUAUGACAGCGACCCCAUCACACAGAAAAAGGCUUACCUGGAGGGCCGAGCCAUGGAGCUCCUGAAGAACCUCCUCUCCAACUCCCUGGUUGUAGAGAGGCAGCCCUGCAUGCCCACCCACCCACAGAGGCCCCUGGUGCUGAAGACAGGCGUCCAGUUCACUGUGAAACUGCGGUUCCUGGUGAAGCUGCAGGAGUUCAACUACCAGCUCAAAGUCAAGGUCGUGUUUGACAAGGAUGUCACAGAGAAGAAAGGGUUUCGCAAGUUCAACAUUUUGGGAACAAACACCAAAGUGAUGAACAUGGAGGAGUCGAACGGCAGCCUGGCAGCAGAGUUCAGACAUUUGCAACUGAAAGAGCAGAAAGUCGCCGGCAACCGAACAAACGAGGGUCCUCUGAUCGUCACAGAGGAGCUUCACUCGCUCAGCUUUGAGUCCGAGCUGCAGCUCAAUCAGUCGGGACUCGACAUCAAGCUGGAGGCCAUGUCUCUGCCCGUUGUGGUCAUCUCCAACGUCUGUCAGCUGCCCAGCGGCUGGGCGUCCAUCCUGUGGUACAACAUGCUGACCACCGAGCCCAAGAAUCUGAAGUUCUUCCUCUCCCCUCCGGCGGCGAAGUGGUCUCAGCUGUCCGAGGUUCUCAGCUGGCAGUUCUCGUCUGUCACCAAGCGAGGCCUGAACCAGGAGCAGCUCAACAUGCUGGCUGACAAACUGCUGGGAGCCAAAGCCCAGAGGAACCCAGAAGGACUAAUCCCCUGGACCAAGUUCUGCAAGAGCGCCAACGAGAAAGCAUUUCCCUUCUGGCUGUGGAUCGAAGGAAUCCUGGAUGUGAUCAAGAGACACCUGCUUUCUCUGUGGAACGACGGCUCCAUCAUGGGCUUCAUCAGUAAGGACAGGGAGAGGGCCCUGUUGAGCGACAAGUGUCCCGGUACCUUCCUGCUCAGGUUCAGCGAGAGCAGCCGAGAGGGUGCGAUCACCUUCACCUGGAUCGAACACGACGUCCACGACAAGCCGGUCUUCCACUCCGUGGAGCCGUACACGAAGAAGGAGCUGUCGGCCGUCUCUCUGCCGGACAUCAUCCGCACGUACAAGGUGAUGGCUGCCGAGAACAUCCCCGUGAACCCGCUCCGCUUCCUCUACCCCGACAUCCCGAAAGACAAGGCCUUUGGGAAGUACUACCCCAAACCCUCUGAGACUCCAGAGCCAAUGGACGUGGAGAACGCAGAGAGGACGGGCUACAUGAAGACGGAGCUCAUAUCUGUCUCCGAAGUACCUCCGUCCAGAAUGCAGGACAACAUGUUGCCGAUGAGUCCUGAUGACUACAAGGCUCUGUCUCAGUACGUCAGUCCCAGAGACAUCGCCGCCGUGGCUGACAAUCUGAUGUGUGGAUUUGAAGAUUUUGGCACUCAGAUGAGUGCAGAAUUUGAAGGCCAAAACUGAGAAACAGCAGAACUUCAUCCAUGUCUUCAGACUGUACUUUGUGUUGCAACCCAUUGUUCAUUUGAGAUAAUAUGCUGUCGGAGGAACCGCGGCCAGAUCCACUGUACAUAUGUCUGUGUCUCGAACAUGAACCCCCUGAGCCCUGAAACAGUUAAAUCCUUUGGAAUGGAAAAUGGAAUCAGUACAAUUUUAAGUCCUGUGGAAAAUGUUUUUUGUGUGUGUGUGUGUCUGGAAGCUUCCCGUAGCACUCAGCAUGAGCUCUUUUAUUUAAGAAGUUUUAUAAUGAAAUGUAAAGGUAAAACGAAGUAAACCCACUGGUUAACAUUAAUGUCACCAUCAAAUUGCUGCAAUAAAAAGUCCUCAGAACUGA
This is a messenger RNA of Scatophagus argus, 3095 nucleotides long. RefSeq names its product signal transducer and activator of transcription 1a (gene stat1a). The coding region runs from base 434 to 2725 and encodes 763 amino acids. The transcript has 25 exons. Gene Ontology annotation, molecular function: DNA-binding transcription factor activity, RNA polymerase II-specific; RNA polymerase II cis-regulatory region sequence-specific DNA binding. The record is from RefSeq and is a predicted model, not a curated record. Lineage: Eukaryota; Metazoa; Chordata; Actinopteri; Scatophagidae. Gene Ontology annotation, biological process: defense response; response to peptide hormone; regulation of cell population proliferation.